AUGUUCAGAACUCGGUUGCCUGCUAUUUUGUCCAUCAUCUUAGAUCUUGUCACCGAUAACCAGGCUUUGCUGGGAGAUCCCCUUUAUCUAGGGCUUCGGCAACAGCGCUCUUCGGAAGCCGAGAUGGAAGAAUUCAUAGACGAAUCCUUUAUGGAGAUGGCCCUCAUGUUUCCAAGGCAUUGGUGCAAAUUAGAGGACUUUUCGAGUGGCCGCGCCUUUUCCUACUCGUCUCGUUUCUGCCCAAGGCUCCCACUUAUUGAUGACGACGUUCAAUGUAUAGGCGCGGUAGUUCUUGCCGGUCUUCUAUCCGCUGCGCUACUCUUGCCUCUGGCACCAAAAGAUCACUGGUUCCUCUUCUACGGUACCGAUUCCGACGGCGUUGGUGUAGCUAAACAAACAUCGCCCGUUUUAUCAAGCCCACAGCACUUAUUGGGCUUUUCUACUAUCAAAGGUGGUUCCACAGAAACCGUUAUUUGUCAUAUGGCUUCGCGGACCCCACGUCUUAUCACCUUCCCAUUCUCGAUCCCUUCGCGAUUCUCUGAGCGUACAUCCGCGGAAGCACUCCGAACAAGUGGCGGAAGUGUCAUCUUUGCGUCUGUUUCCCAUUUCCAAGGUAGAACGUUUGGUGCAUGCAAGUGGGAACCAGGACAAACUAACAACACGUACAUCCUUCCAGGUCUGGCCCUCAGCACCAUCCUGUGUUGCGCGUCUUCCGUCACUGGCAGCAUGGUUGUCGCGUCUGUGCUUGGGCUGACCAAAUGCCUUACCUGGGCUGAACGCGCUUUUGAGCUCAUCCGUUCGCGAAUAGCACGAAUCCGGGAUAUCAAUGCUCACGUUGCAGCGCAUGUGAUCCGUGCUGCUCAGGCAGCAGCAAGCUGGCUCUAA
This is a messenger RNA of Pisolithus orientalis, 885 nucleotides long. RefSeq lists its product as uncharacterized. The transcript has 4 exons. Bases 1 to 885 code for a protein of 294 amino acids. Gene Ontology annotation, biological process: malate metabolic process; pyruvate metabolic process. Gene Ontology annotation, cellular component: mitochondrion. NCBI's taxonomy places the organism in Eukaryota, Fungi, Basidiomycota, Agaricomycetes, Boletales, Pisolithaceae. The record is from RefSeq and is a predicted model, not a curated record. Gene Ontology annotation, molecular function: NAD binding; malate dehydrogenase (decarboxylating) (NAD+) activity.